GUCCAAACCAGAUUCUCCAGGCGCGUCCCGCCCGUUGCGGAUCCGGCCCGGAGGACCCAGCCCGACGCCAGGGAGGACCCUGACGGAGCGACUCGAGGGACUGGCGCAGACUGCGGGCAGAGAAAGGGGCAUGAGCGGGGCUGUGGGCUGAGCGGAGGGACCCGAGCGCACGUCUGUCGGGGAUGGAGGUCGCCUGGACUGUCCCCUUCUUGCUGCUGGUGGGCGGCUGCUUCUCGCUGCCGCCGCCACCGGAGCCCAUCUGCCCGGAGCGCUGUGACUGCCAGCACCAGCAGCACCUCCUUUGCACCAACCGGGGGCUUCGCGCGGUACCCAAGACCAGCGCCCUGCCCAGCCCCCAGGAGGUGCUGACCUACAGCCUCGGGGGCAACUUCAUAGCCAACAUCACCGCCUUUGACUUCCAUCGUCUGGCGCAGCUGCGGCGCCUCGACCUGCAGUUUAAUCAGAUCCGCUCCCUGCACCCCAAGACCUUCGAGAAACUCUCCCGGCUGGAGGAACUCUACCUGGGUAAUAACUUGCUCGAGGGUCUGGCCCCGGGCACGCUGGCCCCUCUGGCCAAGCUGCGCAUCCUCUAUGUCAAUGGCAACGAAAUCGGCAGGCUGAACCGGGGCUCCUUCGAGGGCUUGGAGAGCCUGGUCAAGCUGAGGCUGGACGGCAACUCACUUGGCUCCCUGCCCGACUCGGCCUUCGCCCCCCUGGGCAACCUCCUCUACCUGCACCUGGAGGCCAACCGCAUCCGCUUCCUGGGCAAGAACGCCUUCGCACACCUGGGUAAGCUGCGCUUCCUCAACCUGUCGGGCAACGAGCUGCAGCCGUCGCUGCGCCACCCGGCCACCUUCGGGCCGCUGCGCUCGCUCAGUACCCUCGUUCUGUCGGCCAACAGCCUGCAGCAGCUGGGCGGCCGCGUCUUCCAGCACCUGCCCCGGCUCGGCCUGCUUUCCCUGAGCGGUAACCAGCUGGCUCACCUGGCGCCCGAGGCCUUCGCGGGGCUGAGCGCCCUGCGGGAGCUGCGCCUCGAGGGCAACCGGCUGCGGGAGCUGCCCGCCGCGCUGCUGGACCCGCUGGGCAGCCUGGAGACUCUGGACCUGAGCCGCAACGAGCUCUCGGCGCUGCACCCGGCCGCCUUCCGCCACCUGUCCCGGCUGCGCGAACUCAACCUGCGGGACAACGAGCUCGGCUCGCUCGCCGGGGACAUCUUCACUGCCAGCCCGGCCCUCUACAGCCUGGACCUGGACGGCAACGGCUGGACCUGCGACUGCCGUCUGCGCGGCUUGAAGCGCUGGAUGGGCCACUGGCACUCGCAGGGCCGCCUGCUGACGGUGUUCGUGCAGUGCCGUCACCCGCCGGCUCUGCGCGGCAAGUACCUAGACUACCUGGACGACGUGCAACUGGAGAACGGCUCCUGCCUCCACCCGGCCUCCUCCUCCUCCCCAGCCUCUGUCCUGCCCGCUGUCUCUACAGCGGCUGGAGCCGGGGAGGAGCCGCGGGCGCCCCCUCUUGGCGAUCUUGGGAAACCCCAGCCCCAGCCGCAGCAGCAGCAGCAGCAGCAGCGCCGACUUGCCCACCCCGGGGUGACCUGGGACGAGGGGGCGGGGGCACACAGCAGCAACCAGAGCGGCCUGAGGCUUAGCCGGCGGGGCCCAGGCCUCCAGCAUCCAUCCCCCUCCUCGGCAACUACGCUUCAACUGUCCCCACCCGUGGAUCUGGUGGAGAAACCCGAGGGGACGAGCCCAAGCUGGGAAGAUAACGGCCCCUCCCAGUCCACCCCGAGCUUCCAGAGUGACGCCCCGUCUAGCUCUGCCCCAUCGCCCGCCAGCGACUCCGGGCAGAGGGCGGAGAUGCAGCGCCUGGCUGCGAAGCAUCAGGAGCGGGCCGCCCCGUCGGUGGCCCAGGAGAUGCCGCCCCCACUGGUGUCGGACCCGUGCGACUUCAACAAAUUUAUCCUUUGCAACCUGACCGUGGAGGCGGUGGGCACGGACACCGCCACCGUGCGCUGGGCUGUCCGCGAGCACCGCAGCCCAUGGCCGCUGGACGGCGCGCGCUUCCGCCUGCUCUUCGACCGCUUUGGUCAGCAGCCCAAAUUCCACCGCUUUGUCUACCUGCCGGAGCGAAGCGACACGGCCACGCUGCGGGAGCUGCGGAGCGACACCCCCUACCUGGUGUGCGUGGAGGCCGUGCUCGGGGGCCGGGUCUGUCCUGUGGCUCCCCGGGACCACUGCGCGGGGCUGGUCACCCUGCCAGAAGCCGGGCACGUGGGGACCCGAGCAGGAGGCGUGGACUACCAGUUGCUGACCCUGGUACUCCUGGCUGUCAACGCUCUGUUGGUGUUCCUGGCACUGGCGGCCUGGGCAUCCCGCUGGCUUCGGAGGAAGCUGCGAGGCCGCCGGAAAGGGGGAGCCCCGGUCCACGUGCGUCAGAUGUAUUCCACCCGACGGCCUCUUCGCUCCAUGGGCACCGGGGUCUCGGCAGACUUCUCGGGCUUCCAGUCCCACCGGCCUCGCACGGCGGUGUGCGCCCUGAGCGAGGCGGACCUCAUCGAGUUCCCCUGUGACCGCUUCAUGGACAGUGGGGGUGGCAGCGGAGGGAGCAGGCGGGAAGACCAUCUAAUGCAGCGCUUUGCUGACUGAGGCCCAGAUGCCAGUGGUUGGGAGUGGGGCUAGGGAAUGCUGUGGUCUCAAUGGGGCAAACUCUCUCCUCAAACCCUUCCUUCGUGUCCCGCCCCCCUUUUUUUGUCCUAGGCCUCCAACCCCCAGUAUAUGGAGUUCUAGACUGUCCAAGCCAGGAAAAAAAAAAAUGGGACAUAGCUGGUGUCCAGAGCCGCGAUCAUGUCAGGCUGGGUGACGUCUGAUAUGUGGAUGGAUUGGGACAAUUUCCUUUGCUAUCAUCCCCAAACUUUGGUUCUGAGUAAAAAAAAAAAAAAAAGAUUGAAUUAUGCUU
Messenger RNA from Vombatus ursinus (common wombat), 2955 nucleotides. RefSeq names its product TLR4 interactor with leucine rich repeats-like. NCBI's taxonomy places the organism in Eukaryota, Metazoa, Chordata, Mammalia, Diprotodontia, Vombatidae. Gene Ontology annotation, molecular function: protein binding. The transcript has a single exon. The record is from RefSeq and is a predicted model, not a curated record. Bases 183 to 2645 code for a protein of 820 amino acids.